Molecule: messenger RNA, 408 nt
Organism: Paramecium sonneborni
Lineage: Eukaryota; Ciliophora; Oligohymenophorea; Peniculida; Parameciidae
Source: the annotation of a GenBank genome assembly
AUGAUUGAUCUUGAACAAAUCAAAUUGGAAUAAAUAAAUGAUUUUAAGGCAAUUCAAUAAAUUUUGUAUUUUAAAAUAAAAAAUUUGAGCUCAGUAGUGAAGCAGCAUAAUUUUUAAAUUAAUAAAAAGGAACCAUUACAAUAAUAAUUUAUAUGUAAAAUACAGAACAGGAAAGAGUUUUUAAUUAAAUAAAUUGAUUGAUCUUGAGAAUAAAGGAGUAUUGAUUUUGUAAUAGGUUUUAGUUAGUUCUGCAACAAUAUAUUGCACUUAAAGGAUAUGAUUUUAUACAAACCAAUAAAAAAUAAACAAAGCAAUCUUUAAAUAUAUUUUUGGAUACAGAAGGUAGUGAAUCAGGAGUUAAAUCAUAACAUCAUGAUGCUAUAAUAUUAACUUUAGCCAUUUUAAUGA